Molecule: messenger RNA, 726 nt
Organism: Choloepus didactylus (southern two-toed sloth)
Lineage: Eukaryota; Metazoa; Chordata; Mammalia; Pilosa; Megalonychidae
Product: ras-related protein Rap-2c-like
Exons: 1
Coding region: 1-552 (183 amino acids)
Biological process (GO): Rap protein signal transduction; negative regulation of cell migration
Cellular component (GO): plasma membrane
Molecular function (GO): GTPase activity; GTP binding; GDP binding
Source: RefSeq, a predicted model, not a curated record
AUGAGGGAAUACAAGGUAGUGGUGUUAGGGAGUAGAGGGGUUGGCAAAUCUGCACUUACUGUGCAGUUUGUCACUGGGACUUUCAUUGAAAAAUAUGACCCCACCAUUGAAGAUUUUUACCACAAGGAGAUCGAAGUGGACUCUCUCCCCUCCAUGCUGGAAAUUCUGGACACCGCAGGAACUGAGCAGUUUGCCUCCAUGAGAGAUCUCUACAUCAAAAACAGCCAAAGAUUCAUCCUCAUUUAUAGUCUGGUUAACCAACACUCUUUUCAGGAUAUCAAGCCAAUGAGAGAUCAGAUUGUCAGAGUGAAGAGAUAUGAAAAAGUCCCACUAAUCUUAGUAGGAAAUAAAGUGGAUCUGGAACCAGAAAGAGAGGUUAUGUCUUCAGAAGGCAGAGCUCUCGCUCAAGAAUGGGGCUGUCCUUUCAUGGAGACAUCGGCAAAAAGUAAAUCAAUGGUGGAUGAACUUUUUGCUGAGACCGUCAGGCAAAUGAACUAUUCAUCCCUGCCCGAGAAGCAAGAUCAGUGUUGUAUAACUUGUGUUGUCCAGUAAAAAAGAUAACCUCAAUCAUGGCCAUACCGAGCAGAUAAAACUCAGAGGAAAUUUGCACAGAUGCUGCUUUGGAGAACUUUACAACCUGGGUUGCAGAACUGAGCCUUGGUAAACCUGUCUCUAUUACAGCAUGUUGCCAUACAUCUAAUUAAGUGCAUAAGGUCUUUGGCCUUC